UCAACAUGGAGACAACAGUUGAAAAGCUCGAGGCGAUGUUCCUGAAGUCAGAGGCAGACCUGGAUUGCAUUGAGAAGUGGCUGAAGCUGGACUUCAUGAACACUGGAGAGAAUGGAUGUCCAGCUGAGGAGAACCCGGUGGUGAUGCUGGAGAAAGUGAAGGCCAUCAAGGACAAACACUCCACGCUGUGCGCUCAGGUCAAGGAGAUUGCAGCUGCACAGAAACAAUCCAUGGACUCAAUCAGAAACAACCUCAACAGUGCCAUGGAGCUGAUCCAACACUUCCAACAGACGACUGAUGUGAAGGUUGAGGCACUGACGGCGUCGGAGAAGGACUCAGUGGCACUACUGGGCUCAGCUGUCAGUCACAACACAUCAGGUGUUAAACUAAUGUUUGCAGCCUGCUCACUUUCUAAAUGUUUUCUUCCAGGUAUCCUCUUGUGUAGGAGGUUCUGGCCAGCAGCAGUCAUAGAUUUGCAGACAAUGAAGCAGCUGAAAAUGAAGGCGAGUGAUGCCAAGCUGAAGAUCCUGGAGCAUCUCUGGAUGGAAAAGGCCGCAUUCAACUUGUGAUGUCAGGAGGAUCAACACCUGUGAACUGCUGACAGGAUCAGUACCAUCAGUGAGCAUCCGAUUUGGCUGCUUCUAUAUCUGUUGCAGAAGCUCUGAGGGCACGGACCGAUUAGAUGCAUCCAGACCACCAAAUGUUUCUGUGCACAACAACUGAUGUGAAUUGAACAUUAUCUCAGUCCUCUUCCAGAUCAUAGAUCUGUUUUAGUUUUGUCUUCUGUGCCUCCUGCCUGUGUUUCCUAAGUACUGCCCAUUACUGAUCGCCUCCCACUGCAGGUAUACUCUAUAAAGUGUGGCUUUAUGGUCUGUUGAAUCUGCAUGUCAGAUGGCCAGAUAGCUUUAAAAAGCCCCACCAUCCACACAUUUAGAUGUCAGCUAGUGGGUAACUGUAUUGCUUAUUAUCAGUGACUUUAAAGUAUCAAACCAUUUCAUACUGCAGCCAUUCUAAAUGGUGUUUUAUUAUAUGACUAUUUUCUCCCUGCAGAUGACACACAUUUAGCAACUCUAGAAUGAAGUCAAACAGACUGAGUUAUGAUACAUGCCUGUCUCUCUCCAAAGGACCUCAGUCUCCUCAGCAGGUGGAGACGACUUUGGCCCUUCUUGUACAGGACCUCUGUAUUAUGUGACCCGUUCAGUUUGUUGUUGAGGUGAACACCCAGGUAUUUGUAUUUGUCCACCAUCUCUAUGUCCAGACCCUGGAUGUUCACCAGUGCAGUCUGAGGUGUCUUCCUCCUCCUGAAGUCGAUGACCAUCUCCUUCGUCUUUCUGGCGCUGAACUGAAGGUGGUUUAGCUCACACCAGUCAAAAUGACAGUCCUGUAUUCAAGUUAUUAUGACAUUUUGUUAUUACAAGAUACCAAGUUAUGCCAGUUUGAAAAGAAACUUUAUCUAUUAUUACAACCUGAAAUCACAGAGAUGGUCAUCAGAACAAGAAACUGAUGAAGAUGGGUUUUUUUUUUUCUUUUCUUUUUUUUCAUGAAGGCGGCACAUCACUGCUGUAAUUACUGACAGGACCAGGCAAUUACCAACAGCUUCUAAAGCUGUGCAUAAAUGUGUACAAUACUCUCACUUUAGAGACGCUCAUAUGGACCCUGAUGGCUGCUGUGUGAUGCUGCAGGAAUUUAAUAAACUCAGAAUAAAGACCAAA
Molecule: messenger RNA, 1712 nt
Organism: Stegastes partitus (bicolor damselfish)
Lineage: Eukaryota; Metazoa; Chordata; Actinopteri; Pomacentridae
Gene: ska2
Product: spindle and kinetochore associated complex subunit 2
Exons: 6
Coding region: 6-569 (187 amino acids)
Biological process (GO): chromosome segregation; mitotic cell cycle; cell division
Cellular component (GO): spindle microtubule; outer kinetochore
Molecular function (GO): microtubule binding
Source: RefSeq, a predicted model, not a curated record